This is a messenger RNA of Lipotes vexillifer (Yangtze River dolphin), 1104 nucleotides long. It is a transcript of the gene ARMCX1, whose product is annotated as armadillo repeat containing X-linked 1. Gene Ontology annotation, cellular component: mitochondrion. Gene Ontology annotation, molecular function: protein binding. NCBI's taxonomy places the organism in Eukaryota, Metazoa, Chordata, Mammalia, Artiodactyla, Lipotidae. The record is from RefSeq and is a predicted model, not a curated record.
AUGGGCCGAACUCGGGAAGCUGGCUGCUUGGCCGCUGGUGUAGUGAUCGGCGCUGGCGCCUGCUACUGCGUAUACAGACUGACCUGGGGAAGAGAUGAGAGCGAGAAAAUCUGGGACGACCACGAUGACGAUGAGGAGGAGGAAUCUAGCGAUAUUGCAGAGACUGGGAAAGGAGCUAAGGCUAAUGCUGGGGCAGGGGCUGGAGCCAGACUUCAGGGUGACUCAAAGGCCAAGGCUGAGGUGUCCGUGGAACUCAGGAGUGGACCUGAUGUAAAGGCAGAGGCCCACUUGAAGGCCCAGAGUGGAGGUGGCCUAGAGGCCAAGGCCAAGGCCCUUUUCAGCACCCUGAAGGAACAGGCAAGUGCAAAGGCGGGCAAAGGGGCCAGGUUGGGUACCAUCUCCGGGACCAGGACCCUUAUACCUGGUUUACCCUGCCCAGGAGUCAGGGGUGGAGGCUGCCACCCUGUGAGGAAUGGAGCUAGGGCUGGGGGCAGGACUAGUGGCAAGUCCAAGGGAAGAACCAGAGGUAAGAGCACCAGGACUCCAGCUACAUCAUGGCCUGUUCGAAGGGGCAAGUUCAACUUUCCCUAUAAAAUUGAUGAUAUUCUGGGUGCUACUGACCUUCAAAAGGUCCUUAACAUCCUAGAAAGAACUAGCGAUCCUUUUAUUCAGGAAGUAGCCUUGGUCACUCUGGGUAACAAUGCAGCAUAUUCAUUUAACCAAAAUGCCAUUCGUGAAUUGGGUGGUCUCCCAAUUAUUGCAAAACUGAUAAAAACGAAAGAUCCCAUUAUUAGGGAAAAGGCGUACAAUGCCCUUAAUAACUUGAGUGUGAAUGCAGAAAAUCAGGGCAAGAUUAAGACAUAUAUCAGUCAAGUGUGUGAUGACACCAUGAUUUGUCGUUUGGACUCAGCUGUGCAGAUGGCUGGUCUAAGGCUGUUAACCAACAUGACUGUGACAAAUCACUACCAACAUUUGCUUUCCUAUUCUUUUCCAGACUUUUUUGCUUUGUUAUUCCUGGGAAAUUACUUCACCAAGAUUCAGAUUAUGAAACUAAUCAUAAACUUUACUGAAACCAGCCAUGACAAGAGAGCUGGUCAGUUGUAA